Molecule: messenger RNA, 789 nt
Organism: Gossypium arboreum
Lineage: Eukaryota; Viridiplantae; Streptophyta; Magnoliopsida; Malvales; Malvaceae
Product: FCS-Like Zinc finger 17-like
Exons: 2
Coding region: 88-627 (179 amino acids)
Source: RefSeq, a predicted model, not a curated record
AAAUAGUCAUCACUCCUUCACCGUCUGAAAAUCUCUCAAAUUCCCACAAAGUUGCCUCUUCAUCAUCUUCUUCUUCUCUCUGCUACAAUGGCUGUGAAACUUAACAGUAGUCCUUUCAAGGUGGAAGAAAAAAGCAACCCAAUGCCUCAAGAUACUGCAAACCUUAGCAACAAGAUCAGCUCCUGCUCAUCAGUUGUUGUUGGGCUUAGAAUCCUCACCCAGACUUCACUGGUCAAAUCUAAUGCCGUGGUAGUUAAACCCGCAUUCAAAAUCAGCCUUCCCGGCUCUCUAAACCAUCACCGUCUCCGGUCGCCGGCCGAUGAUUCUUGCUUUCUCAAAUCAUGUCAUUUAUGCUGCAAGAACUUGAGCCUCGAUAAAGAAGUUUACAUGUACAGGGGUGAUCAAGGCUUCUGCAGCAUAAAGUGUAGGGAAAAGCAAAUUGUGAUGGAUGAAAUGAGGGAACUGGAACAGUCUACUAAACAAAUGAUUGCUAAAGCGGGUCAUUAUAGGCAUUGUAGUGCCGCCGCCUCCGGCCGGCGAGAGGUCCAUCUCCUCCUAGAGGAUCUUCGCCGAAGAAACCAAUCAUCACCUCAUGAAAGCCAAACGCACUGGGCAAUUGUUUCAUAGAAUCAUAAUUCUUUUAAGUACAUAUAUACCAUAAAUUGGUAACUUCAAUUACAUUUUCGAGUAAAUUAAAGGGUGUCAUGUAAUGGAUUUUUGUUAGCAUGCCUUGGGAGAUUUCGUACCUAUAAAUUAAAGAGAAGAAAUAUAUAUAUUUUUUUUAUUCAA